Molecule: messenger RNA, 813 nt
Organism: Cladophialophora yegresii CBS 114405
Lineage: Eukaryota; Fungi; Ascomycota; Eurotiomycetes; Chaetothyriales; Herpotrichiellaceae
Exons: 5
Coding region: 1-813 (270 amino acids)
Source: RefSeq, a predicted model, not a curated record
AUGGGACACAGCUUCACGACGCUCGGCGAGUUGAUCACCUCUCGAAAAUACGAGAAUGUGUUUGAGCAGUGCGAGGUGAAUGAGACGGUGGUCGAGAUCCAUACGGAGCCGAAGUUCGGCAUCGGGCAGUCGGCGCGCUUGAUUCAGACGCCUCAUGGGAAUGUGCUUUGGGAUUUGGUUGCUUAUUUGGAUGAGGGGACUGUGGAUAAGAUCACAGAGGUGGGCGGGUUGAAGUUCAUCAUCAUUUCACAUCCGCAUUUCUACACAACAUGGGCGGAUUGGUCGGCCACGUUCAAAUGCCCGGUAUACAUGACCGAGGUCGAUUCCGUCUGGGCGAACCGCACGAACCCACCACCUGAAGGGGCAACUCUGAAAUUGCUCACCGAACCCACUGCAGAGCUGCUCCCGGGCCUGACUUCCAUCAUUUGUGGAGGUCAUUUCCCUGGGAGUCAGUGUCUGCAUUCCGCACCGCCAAACACACCCAUACCAACGCUGUUUGUCGCGGAUACAAUUUUCGCGGUCCAGUCCGGGCAGAACCCUGACCCGGGGAAGAGGAGUGAUACCAUCUCGUAUCAGUUCUUGUGGAGCAUUCCUAAUUUUAUUCCGUUGCCGCCGGACGAGGUGUUAAAGAUAUGGAAGGCACUGAAACCUUUUGAUUUUAAGGCGACGUACGGGGUUAUGGCGAAGACCUCCAACGUUUUCGAGCGACCGGGCCAGUCGCUCGGUCUCAAGGGCCGAGUUCUCCAGAGUGCCAAAAUUGCGGUGAAGGCCAUGGGGUAUAAUGAUCAUGCCAUCUUUGCCGAAGAGCUGUGA